Messenger RNA from Mesoplodon densirostris (Blainville's beaked whale), 2853 nucleotides. Its product is annotated as OTU domain-containing protein 7A-like. Gene Ontology annotation, cellular component: nucleus; cytoplasm. The record is from RefSeq and is a predicted model, not a curated record. Gene Ontology annotation, biological process: protein K11-linked deubiquitination; protein deubiquitination involved in ubiquitin-dependent protein catabolic process; protein K63-linked deubiquitination. The transcript is spliced from 12 exons. The coding region runs from base 37 to 2853 and encodes 938 amino acids. Lineage: Eukaryota; Metazoa; Chordata; Mammalia; Artiodactyla; Ziphiidae. Gene Ontology annotation, molecular function: zinc ion binding; K63-linked polyubiquitin modification-dependent protein binding; cysteine-type deubiquitinase activity.
AGCAAUCUUCUAAUUGGAACCAUAUACAUUAGAUGGAUGGUUUCUAGCCUGCUUCCAAACCCCACCUCGGCUGAGUGUUGGGCGGCCCUUCUACACGAUCCUAUGACUCUUGAUAUGGACGCAGUCCUGUCAGACUUUGUUCGGUCCACGGGGGCAGAACCUGGUCUGGCCAGAGACCUGCUGGAAGGCAAAAACUGGGACCUGACGGCCGCUCUGAGUGACUAUGAGCAGCUCCGACAGGUGCACACAGCCAACCUGCCGCCUGUGUUCAACGAGGGCAGGUGCCCCAAGCAGCCUGAGCGAGAGCACCCCCCACCUGCGCACACGGCCGAGCGGCCCUGCCCGCCCAGGCAGGACGACAUCGCCCAAGAGAAGAGGCUCUCUCGCGGGAUCUCCCACGCCAGCUCAGCCAUCGUGUCCCUGGCGCGGUCCCACGUGGCGAGCGAGUGCAGCAGCGAGCAGUUCCCACUGGAGAUGCCCAUCUACACGUUCCAGCUGCCGGACCUGAGCGUGUACAGCGAGGACUUCCGGAGCUUCGUGGAGCGAGACUUGAUCGAGCAAGCAACCAUGGUGGCUCUGGAGCAGGCGGGUCGCCUGAACUGGUGGUCCACCGUGUGCACGAGCUGUAAACGGCUUCUUCCUUUGGCCACGACAGGGGACGGGAACUGCCUUUUACACGCUGCCUCACUGGGAAUGUGGGGCUUUCACGACCGGGACCUGGUUUUGCGGAAAGCUCUCUACACCAUGAUGAGGACGGGGGCCGAGAGGGAGGCCCUGAAGCGAAGAUGGAGGUGGCAGCAGACGCAGCAGAACAAGGAGUCAGGGCUGGUGUACACGGAGGAAGAGUGGGAGCGGGAGUGGACAGAGCUGCUGAAGCUGGCCUCCAGCGAGCCACGCACGCACGUCAGCAAGCACGGCGGCUCGGGCGGGGGCAUGGACAACGCCGAGGACCCCGUGUACGAGAGUCUGGAGGAGUUCCACGUUUUCGUCCUUGCCCACAUAUUAAGGAGGCCCAUCGUCGUUGUAGCAGAUACGAUGCUGAGGGACUCAGGCGGGGAAGCAUUUGCUCCAAUCCCCUUCGGAGGGAUUUACCUGCCCUUGGAGGUGCCUCCCAACAGAUGCCACUGCUCACCUCUGGUUCUUGCCUACGACCAAGCGCAUUUCUCUGCCCUUGUGUCCAUGGAGCAGAGAGACCAGCAGAGAGAACAAGCCGUGAUCCCCCUGACGGAUUCAGAGCACAAGCUGUUGCCUCUGCACUUUGCGGUGGACCCCGGGAAGGACUGGGAGUGGGGGAAAGACGACAAUGAUAACGCCCGGCUGGCCCACCUGAUCCUGUCGCUAGAAGCCAAGCUGAACCUUCUGCACAGCUACAUGAAUGUGACGUGGAUCCGGAUCCCCUCUGAGACCCGGGCCCCUCUGGCGCAGCCGGAGUCCCCGACGGCCUCGGCCGGGGAGGACGUGCAGUCCCUGCCCGACUCGCUGGACUCGGACCGCGACUCGGUGUGCAGCAACUCCAACAGCAAUAACGGCAAGAAUGGCAAGGACAAGGAGAAGGAGAAGCAGCGCAAGGACAAGGACAAGACCCGCGCGGACUCUGUGGCCAACAAGCUGGGCAGCUUCAGCAAGACGCUGGGCAUCAAGCUGAAGAAGAACAUGGGCGGCCUGGGCGGCCUGGUGCACGGCAAGAUGAGCCGCGCCAACUCCGCCAACGGCAAGCACAGCGACCCGCCCGAGCGCGGAAAGGAGAAGAAGGCCAAGGCGCGCAAGGGCAGCAAGGAGGAGUCGGGCGCCUCGGCCAGCACGUCGCCCUCGGAGAAGACCACGCCGUCGCCCACGGACAAGACGGCGGGCGCGUCGCCGGCCGACAAGGGCGGCGGGCCCCGCGGCGACGCCUGGAAGUACAGCACGGACGUCAAGCUGAGCCUCAACAUCCUGCGCGCCGCCAUGCAGGGCGAGCGCAAGUUCAUAUUCGCCGGCCUGCUGCUCACCAGCCACCGGCACCAGUUCCACGAGGAGAUGAUCGGCUAUUACCUGACCAGCGCGCAGGAGCGCUUCAGCGCCGAACAGGAGCAGCGGCGCCGCGACGCCGCCGCCGCCGCCGCCGCCGCCUCCACGGCCAAGCGGCCGCCGCGCAGGCCAGAGGCCGAGGGCGCGCCAGGCCCCGAGCGCGCCUCGCCGGGCCCGCCGGCCGGGCCUCCCACGCAGCUGGUGCUCAAGCUCAAGGAGCGCCCGAGCCCCGGGCCGGCGGCGGGCACGCGGGCGGCGCGGGCAGCGGCGGGCGGCGCGGCCUCCCCGGGCCCCGGCGGCGGCGCGCGACGCGCGGGUGCCAGCGGACCGGUCCCGGGCCGCAGCCCCCCGGCGCCGGGGCGCCAGAGCGUCAUCCACGUGCAGGCGGCGGGCGCGCGGGACGAGGCGUGCGCCCCGGCCGUGGGCGCGCUGCGGCCGUGCGCCACGUACCCGCAGCAGAACCGCUCGCUGUCGUCGCAGAGCUACAGCCCGGCGCGCACCGCUGCCCUGCGCACCGUCAACACGGUCGAGUCGCUGGCGCGCGCCGUCCCAAUAACCCUGCCCGGCGCGGCGGGGGCGGCGGGCGCGGCCGAGCCCAAGUCGCAGACCUACACCAACGGCUUCGGCGCGGCGCGCGACGGCCUGGAGUUUGCCGACGCCGACGCGCCGGCCGCGCGAUCGAACGGUGAGGGCGGCCGGGGCGGCCCCGGCGCGGGGCCGGCGCAGCGGCGCUGCCAGCGCGAGAACUGCGCGUUCUACGGACGCGCAGAGACCGAGCACUACUGCUCGUACUGCUACCGCGAGGAGCUGCGGCGGCGGCGCGAGGCGCGCGCGGCCCGGCCCUGA